Molecule: messenger RNA, 662 nt
Organism: Linum tenue
Lineage: Eukaryota; Viridiplantae; Streptophyta; Magnoliopsida; Malpighiales; Linaceae
Source: the annotation of a GenBank genome assembly
CUCAUUUAUAUUGUCUUUCUCCGCCAUCACAAACCCUUUCUCCUCUGCCAGCAGCUCCAUAGAGCAGUCUCAAAAAAACCCUAACAAAGUAGAGAGAGCUUGAGAACGCGAAAAUGGUCCAGCGGCUCACUUAUCGCAAGCGUCACAGCUAUGCCACCAAGUCCAACCAGCACCGGAUUGUCAAAACUCCUGGUGGAAAGUUGGUGUAUCAGACCACUAAGAAGAGGGCCAGUGGUCCUAAGUGUCCUGUCACCGGCAAGAGGAUUCAAGGGAUUCCCCACUUGAGACCGGCUGAGUACAAGCGGUCCAGGUUGCCAAGGAAUCGGAGGACUGUGAACCGUGCCUAUGGAGGUGUUCUGUCUGGUGGUGCUGUGAGAGAAAGGAUUAUCCGAGCUUUCCUUGUGGAGGAGCAGAAGAUCGUGAAGAAGGUGUUGAAGAUUCAAAAGACAAAGGAAAAGCAGGCAUCCAAGUAAAUUGAAGCAGGAUCGAUUUGUUGAAAACGGCCAGCAUUAGGAGGAAAUCACUUUGGUGAUAUGUUUAGAGUGUUGCAGUUUGAAUUUUGUAUCUCGAACGAAUUAUGAAUUCCUAGUACUGCGUUCUGUGCCUUGAAACAAGUUUUGUGCCCAGUGUUUGCACUUUUUCUCUUGAACUCUUUGGCGCUU